Trichechus manatus latirostris (Florida manatee) is the source of this 1768-nucleotide messenger RNA. RefSeq names its product galactose-3-O-sulfotransferase 3 (gene GAL3ST3). Gene Ontology annotation, biological process: glycolipid biosynthetic process. The transcript is spliced from 2 exons. Lineage: Eukaryota; Metazoa; Chordata; Mammalia; Sirenia; Trichechidae. Bases 159 to 1454 code for a protein of 431 amino acids. Gene Ontology annotation, molecular function: galactosylceramide sulfotransferase activity. Gene Ontology annotation, cellular component: membrane. The record is from RefSeq and is a predicted model, not a curated record.
CCCAUCUCUGCCACUGCAAACCUGUCUGCCUCCUUCUCCUGCCAGGCCUCGCAGGAAACGCUGGCUCUGCUACCGGAGCCCCAGGAGCCCCCAUGAGUGCCGGUGAAGGGAGUGCUGGAUAGCGAGGUCCCAGCUGGUCCAGGGGUGGGCACCCCACCAUGCCGCCCAUCCUCCAGCGCCUGCAGCAGGCCACCAAGAUGAUGAGCCGCAGGAAAAUCCUCCUGCUGGUGCUAGGGUGCAGCACCAUAAGCCUCCUCAUCCACCAGGGGGCGCAACUCAGCUGGUACCCCAAGCUGUUCCCCCUGAGCUGCCCGCCUCUGCGAGAGUCACCACCGCGCCCGAAACACAUGACCGUAGCCUUCCUGAAGACGCACAAGACGGCAGGCACGACUGUGCAGAACAUCCUGUUCCGCUUCGCCGAGCGCCACAACCUGACGGUGGCCCUACCGCACCCAAGCUGUGAGCACCAGUUCUGCUACCCGCGCAACUUCUCGGCGAACUUCGUGCACCCGGCCACGCGGCCGCCGCACGUGCUGGCCAGCCACCUGCGCUUCGACCGCGCCGAGCUCGCGCGCCUCAUGCCGCCUGGCACCGUCUAUGUCACCAUCCUGCGUGAGCCGGCCGCCAUGUUCGAGUCGCUCUUCAGCUACUACAACCAGUAUUGCCCGGCCUUCCGGCGCGUGCCCAACGCGUCGCUCGAGGCCUUCCUGCGCGCGCCCGAGGCCUACUACCGUGCGGGCGAGCACUUCGCCAUGUUUGCGCACAACACGCUGGCCUACGAUCUCGGCGGCGACAACGAGCGCAACCCGAGCGACGACGCCGCCUAUUUGGCGGGCCUCAUCCGCCAAGUGGAGGAGGUCUUCUCGCUCGUCAUGAUCGCCGAAUACUUCGACGAGUCGCUCGUGCUGCUGCGGCGCCUGCUGGCCUGGGACCUGGACGACGUGCUCUACGCCAAGCUCAACGCGCGCGCCGCCAGCUCCCGUCUGGCCGCCAUCCCCGCGGCGCUGGCGCGAGCCGCGCGCACCUGGAACGCCCUCGACGCCGGCCUCUACGACCACUUCAACGCCACCUUCUGGCGCCGCGUGGCUCGCGCCGGCCGCGCGUGCGUGGAGCGCGAGGCGCGGGAGUUGCGCGCGGCCCGCGAGCGCCUUCUUCGGCGCUGCUUCGGUGCGGAACCCGUGCUGCGGCCAGCCGCGCAGAUCCGCACCAAGCAGCUGCAGCCGUGGCAGCCCAGCCGCAAGGUGGACAUCAUGGGCUACGACCUGCCCAGCGGCGGCGCGGGCUCCGCCACCGAAGCCUGCCUCAAACUGGCCAUGCCCGAAGUGCAGUACUCCAACUAUCUACUGCGCAAGCAGAAGCGCCGGGGCACUGCGCGGGUCCGGCCAGAGCCCGUGCUGGACAAUCCCCCGCCUCGGCCCAUCCGAGCGCUGCCCCGCGUCCCCCAGGGCCCUUGAGCUCUGCCUGCCUCCGGAGGCCGGGGCCUGCCCUGCCUUGCCAGGAUCCAUCCUCGGGCUGCCUCUGUGCCUGCCCCAUCACAGCCCUUUCUUAAGGGGCUUGAUCCCCCGCACCAAAUUUGGGGGACGCCUCGCAAACUGAGCCCACUUCCCUGGGGUGGGCUGAACCCUGCCUUUGGGGAGGGUGCUGGUAGGCCCGAUCGAGCCCCGGGCCACCCUCUCUUCCUUCCCAAAUGGUUGGUGACUUUGUCAAGAGAUCUGAGGCCUGUCUAGGACUGACCACCGUGCUUUUUUCUGGGGUCUGAGCUCCCCAC